GUAUUUGCGUGACGUCACAUUCCAAAACAAACUGGGAAGGAGAACACGUGUUUGAUCAGUUCAUCAGGCCUUCAAAAUGGUUUUUGUCAAAGUCAUCAGGAACAAAUCCUACUACAAGAGGUUCCAAGUCAGGUUUCGAAGGCGGAGACUAGGCUCGGAAGAGCAAGGGGCAAGCAAGAAUUUACUGGCACAGGAAAAGAAUAAAUACCAAACACCGAAGCAUAGGCUGAUUGUUCGAUUCACCAACAAGGAUAUAUGUGCACAAAUAGCAUUAUCCCGAAUAGAGAGUGAUGUCAUCGUAACUGCAGCCUAUUCUCAUGAACUUCCGCGUUAUGGGGUCAGUGUGGGGCUCACAAAUUAUGCUGCAGGUUAUUGCACUGGACUGCUGCUGGCUAGAAGGCUACUGCAGAAGUUAGACUUGGAAUGCAUGUUUGAAGGAAAGACCGUGGCAGAUGGGGAAAUGUUCUCAGUAGAGGACAUAGAGAAUGGCCCAGAAGCCUUCAGAGCCAGUAUCGACAUAGGUAAAAUUCGCGCCACAACCGGAGCCAAGGUCUUUGCAGUGGUGAAGGGAGCCAUAGAUGGAGGCAUUUCACUUCCAUACAGCACAAAAUGGUUCCCCGGCUAUGACAAGGACUCGGGAACGUUCGACCCGGCCAUCCUUCAAGAGCACAUACUGGGGGUCCACAUUGCCCGGUAUAUGGAGCACCUGGCCAGGGAGGACGAGAGGGCCUUCAGCAUGCAGUUCUCUCAGUACAUCAAGAAUGGAGUGACUGCAGACAAGGUGGAGGAGAUGUACAAGCAGUGUCAUGCAGCCAUCCGCAUCGAUCCCACCCCCAAACUCAAAACAAAAGUGCCCAAAAAGAGUGAUAGAAAAAAGCGGAAUACAAAGAAACAGGCCCUGGAGAACAAAGGAGAUCCUGCCUGCGAGAAAAGACAAGCCUGGAUGGCAACAGUGAAAGAGGGAAAAAGCGAGGGGGCCAUGAUUUGACUGAACUUUGGUGUAAACAGUGAGAAAAAAUCCUGCAACCAACACUGUGAUAAAUAUGCUGCUGUUGUGGCAAAUCUUGAAGCUAUUUACGCUUAUGUCUUUUGUAGUUUGGGGAAUUGUUUGUGAAAUGGAGAUUUGGUUAAAAUCUCAUUUUGAAACUUGCAAACUUUUGGUUUCUGUAACAGAAGGGGAUAAGCAUUACUGAACCAUGGGAGUCUUUUUAAAACCAAGAUGGUAAAAUAUAUUUAUAAAAUCCCAAUGGUAGAAUUCUAGUCAAGUAAUUAACAUUUUGUUGUUAAUUUUUUGUCUGCCUCUGCCUACGAGAAAAUAUGAGACAGGAGGAUCUGCUUGUAAAUGAAUAUCUGUAUGUUCUACACAUUCAUAUAUUUUUGAUUACAGAAAUAUCAAUAAAAUAUUUAUGAAUGUU
Molecule: messenger RNA, 1415 nt
Organism: Penaeus indicus
Lineage: Eukaryota; Metazoa; Arthropoda; Malacostraca; Decapoda; Penaeidae
Product: large ribosomal subunit protein uL18-like
Exons: 6
Coding region: 77-988 (303 amino acids)
Biological process (GO): ribosomal large subunit assembly; translation
Cellular component (GO): ribosome; cytosolic large ribosomal subunit
Molecular function (GO): structural constituent of ribosome; 5S rRNA binding
Source: RefSeq, a predicted model, not a curated record